This is a messenger RNA of Gregarina niphandrodes, 849 nucleotides long. RefSeq lists its product as hypothetical. The record is from RefSeq and is a predicted model, not a curated record. The transcript has a single exon. Lineage: Eukaryota; Apicomplexa; Conoidasida; Eugregarinorida; Gregarinidae. Bases 1 to 849 code for a protein of 282 amino acids.
AUGGGAGGCCCGAGGUGUAUGUAUACAUUGAGUAAGGUGGAUGAUUCCCGUAUUGGAUUGUUGCUGAAGAUGUUACAAGUCUCCACCGGUCUGUCCGUGGUGCUCUGUGGUGGGAAAUGGAGCGGAUGUUUCCUCUUCAGUCUUAUAUCUAUGGUCACGGACAACGAGCCGGAAUGUGUCGGUUUUAAAGUACCCAACAAUGACGAGGAUGAGACGGUACUUAAUAGUGAGAGGGAUGGUGUUAAUACAAGAGUGAAGAUAAUUACGUACGAUGAAUAUGUUAAUAAAUUGGGAGGAGUUAUGUCCGAAGCAAAGCGUGUCUAUUUUUUUGACCCGAUUCCGAGUUUGGAAUUCUACUUACAAAUCCUGUCCGGGUUACCGAAAAGCGCUAUCUCGAUCCUGAUGCUGUUUGACCAUGAGCGUCCUCUCGUUACUGCCAUUGAUAGCUAUCAUCCCGAUAGUUAUAAUGUGAAGCAUACGCAAGUGAGCCAGCAGGGUGGUCUGAAACAUUACCAAGAUGUUCUACAUAAAGCCUGGCAGGUGACGAAGAGGCACUUUAGGACUGUUAAUUUCGCAGAACAUGCUUAUAUCGAAUUCGUAGAGAACUAUUACAAACACCCGUUGAAGCAAUAUGGACUCGACUUCAAAAAACUCUCCCCCGAAACACUAUGCAAAUCUUUCCUGCUCAAGACACCCAUACGAUGCGAAGAAUUUAAUACCAUGAAAGGAUCUAUCCGUACUAGCGGAGGUGGCCCAUUGCAUAAAGAUGUUGUUUCACAACGCCAACUCGUUUAUCAUCUGCGGAAAUACAAGUGCAGGGAUGUCACCUUUGAUCAACUUUUGCAAUAA